AAAGGUUAAAAGCGAUGUGUAACGGUCACUGAAAUGUAGGCUCCAUUCUCAGAUUUCAUUGUAAUUACGAGUACAACGACCUAACCAGAAACCUACUAAAGCCAUUCUUAACAGCCAGCACAAAUUCAAGCACAAUCGCCCUCAGACAUCGGCUCUGAAUGGCUAAAUGACAAAAACUCGAUAUCGGCGCUGCUGAUCGAGCAAAAAAAAAGAAGAUAAAUGACGAGUCAGGGGUCCCAGGUUAGAUUGGACCCAGGUUAGGAUUACAUGUACCGAAGCCGUUCGGUACAAUCAUCUAUACACACUACACAAGUGGCUCUUGCCACUGUAAUAUCUCACCUCCCUCGUCGAACACAGAAUACAAAGUGCCGACAAAGCUCGUGGCUUUGUGCCUCGCGUCUCCGCUUCUCGCUAACACAUGUGCACCUGUCAAAGAACACCCACUAACAUUGCAGGAAUGACUAGUGGAAUCAAAAUCAAGUGUGGCUAGGGCCCUCCCUUUGUCGUUAUGGCGGCGCCUACCGGUUGGGGUAUAAAAGGUCCCGAGCUGGGGUCAGGGCGUCAGAAGCCACGAUGUUUCGACUGCUUCUGUUGGCAGCGGCGGUGGCCGGCGGGUGGGCCGAGUGCCCCCACACGUGGACUCUGUCACCCUGGAGUGACUCGGCGUCUUGGCCUGAUGGACAGGUUCCGACCGCGGGCAGUGUCACGAUCAGCACGCCUGUGCUUCUAGAUGUAAGUCCCCCACCAAUGGACACCAUCACCAUCGCCGACGGAGGAAAACUGGUGUUCGACCCUGCCGUGGAGUCUCUGAAACUCUCCGCCAACAUGGUGGAAAUCACUGGCGGAGAGUUCUGGAUCGGUUCGGAAGACUGUCCCUACACCUCUGAGGCUGAGGUUCUGCUUACCGGUAAGAGGGACGAAAGCGAAGGCGCUGCCUCUGUCCAGAAAGCCAUUCUUGUUCGUUCUGGUGUCCUCGAGGUUCACGGCGAGCUCAAACUUUCGUGGACCCGUCUCGACGCCACCCUCCCGAAAACAACGAGGGAAGAAAUCACAAGUGGAGCGAUCAAAAGCGUUGUCGAUACAGAGAACACACGUGGUAGUGGUUUUCACAUGUUUGAAUUUGACCCUCAGGGCAACGGCGUGAAGAACUGGCGUAGGGUGUUUGGCCCUGCGAAGUUUACAAACGUAGCAAACAAGGUGGGAAAUAUCGCGCUUGUCGUGGUGCAGCGACAGGCGCUUUUCGGAACAUCCACACCAGAAGAAACAGCCGCAGCCUUUGAAAGCAUGUGCUUUGGCGGACAGCAGUCUAGCGCAAUGCGAGACCUUGUCGCUAGACAGCGCAUAGCUUUUGCAGCCAUCUGUCACAUUGGUUCUCCAGAAAACAGCGUCGAGCUGGUCGGAACGUUUGGCAACGACAGGUCGUCGACUGGCUGGCUCAGUAAGACGAUUGGUGGUAUUACUUUCGCUGCCAUGUCGGUGGCCUCUACAAUCAACUACACUCCGGUCAGUCGCGUCGAGAUGAUCUCUUUUACUGCAGGCUCGGUUCCAUCAUUUACGCAGACGCUAACCCUGGCUGAACCUGUCACAGAUUGGCAAGUGGGAGACGACAUUGUCAUAGCUUCAACAGACUUCCACCAGGGUCAAGCUGAGCAGUUUACGCUUCUGGAAUGUGCGGGGUGCCAGGACGACCAGGUUAUGAUCGAGGGUCCUGUCUUCUUCACCCACUGGGGAGAGGAGACGGACGGUGUUGAUAUGAGGGCAGAGGUUGGCAUGCUCACUCGUAAAGUUAAAAUCCACGGAGAAAUGGAGGACGAAUGCUACGGCGAUAAUCUCUGCGAGCGAUUCAGCUAUGACACAUUCGGCGGACAAAUUAAGGCGCUGCGGGAUUUCAGUUCGGUUCAGAUCGAAAAUGCCGAGAUUUACCACAUGGGACAGCAAUCCGUCAUUGGAUCUUACCCCAUCCAUUUCCACAUGUGUUUGGACACAUCAGGCAAGAAUGCAGCUAUCAGACAGAACUCCAUCCACGAUACCUUCUCCCGUUGUGUGACAAUCCACGGCACGCACAAUGUAACUCUCGAGAACAACGUGGCUUACAACCACCUGGGUCACUGCUACUUCCUGGAGGAUGGCGGAGAGCAGCACAACACCUUCCUGGGCAACCUCGGCUUCGGAACCAAGGCCGGGACGCUGCUGCCAAGUGACAGAGCCGGCCGGGUGAGCACGUUCUGGAUCACGAACCCCGACAACACCCUGAACAACAACGUCGCCGCCGGAUCAGACGGCAUCGGCAUCUGGAUUCUGAUGCCGCUUCUCCCUACAGGACCGUCGGCCGACGUCGACAUGGGUCUGGUCAGCGGCCAGUCCCUGCGCACGGCGCUGAGGGGAUUCAGUGGCAACAGAGCUCAUUCCAAUCUUGAUUUCGGUCUUCGUCUCGAUGAUAUUCUCAGAAACGAUGGCACGUUUGGGCCCGCGAAGUAUGCCCCAAGGGUGGAUCCAACUGACCCCAGAAGUGACUUCGAGCACUUGAUUAUCGACGAUUUCACCGCUUAUAAGAACACCGAGGGAGUUUGGAUCAAGUCGAUGUGGACACUCUGCACCAACUUCCGUCUGGCAGAAAACCAUAUUGGACUUAUUUUUGCCUCUGCUGGCCCAGAGGACCGCAGACCGCACCAUGAGAUGCUCGGCAACUCCAGGGUAGUCGGCAACACAGACAACAAGGGAGAGCCGGCGGGAAGAGUGAGCUUUGGAUCUGGCCAGUCCAUCAUAUUGGACCGCUCAAUUCCCAGAAAGAAGGGAAAGAACGCCCAAAUCGGUGUAGCCUUCUACCGAGGUCCUGUGCAUGUGGUUGACAGUUCAUUCGCAGGUUUUGUUUCCAACGAGCUGCGUGGGGCUGGCGCCAUCGGAAAGAAACCAUCUAACCCGUACUUCUCUUCGCCCAUCGCCAGCGUGCGAAACGCCACUUUUGACUUUGUCGACCCCAGUGGCGGAUCACGUUUCUACGACGGAGAUGGAACCGUAUUGGGCUACAAGGAGAGGGACGGAAACCGACACAACAUCGUGCUCGACUGGGACGGCUCGCUGACCACGUAUCCUCUCGCCAGUGUGGUGCGUCCGAUCCCGGUCCUGAUGAACGCGCGUUGCGUUCUCACUCCCAACUGGGGUCCGGGCACGGCCAUCUGUCCUGACCGAUUCUCCCGUCUGAAGGUUACCGGCAGCCAGCCCAGGCCCAAGGCCUUCGUGACACGCGACGAUCUCCAGGCGAGUGAGGUGGAGGUCAGCCUAGGCGAGCAGCAAGUCAGUUUCUCUAUGAACACGGCAGAGUCGUACAUCGUCCACUUCAACACCACAGUGCCGCAGAGGGUGGUCAUCAUCCCCUUCGGCCUGCAGCAGGACCUCUACCAGAAGGUGGCCGUGUGUGUCGGAGCCAGCCAGCAGAUCACCGUGACGCCAAACACGUACUCGGCGGCAGACUCAAUCGCAGAGGUGGACGCAGACGAGACCAACAGCAAGUACUUCUAUGACUCCGCCGUUGGCACCGUACAUUUCAGGUUCUCCAAUCCGUUCCCGCGCGGUGAGCACACCACAUCGCACUGUCCCGGUACUGAGGAGGACCAGAACGGGGAGUGUCUGCCCGUGGUGAAGAUCAUCCAGGAAGCGAACAAUGAGGACGGUGACUGUCGCGAGAGGGCCUACCCCAAGUACCAGACGACGCCCGUGUCCGCAGAGGGAGCCCUCACGGUGCCUACGUUCUCGUAAAAUGAGAGCGGCCUAGAGUGAAUUGAUACCAUGUUUGGCGUUUGCUUACUUUGGGUUCUGUGUGCUAGUGCACAGUGACAGCGGAUGAAUUUGAUUCUAGAUUAGAAAAAAACGCUGCACAGAUUUGGUGAAAGGUGAUUUUCAUUGUUUUAUGUUUUAUGUCAUGUUAAUAAAUGAUUUUGGCAGA
Amphibalanus amphitrite is the source of this 3943-nucleotide messenger RNA. RefSeq names its product cell migration-inducing and hyaluronan-binding protein-like. Lineage: Eukaryota; Metazoa; Arthropoda; Thecostraca; Balanomorpha; Balanidae. The transcript has 3 exons. The coding region runs from base 574 to 3756 and encodes 1060 amino acids. The record is from RefSeq and is a predicted model, not a curated record.